Messenger RNA from Brassicogethes aeneus, 1491 nucleotides. The record is from the annotation of a GenBank genome assembly. NCBI's taxonomy places the organism in Eukaryota, Metazoa, Arthropoda, Insecta, Coleoptera, Nitidulidae.
AUGUUGACAUUUUUUAUUUUCACCACGUUUUUACUGAUAUUGGCAACAUGGAUUCUGAAACACUUUUAUUCGAGAAAAAAAUUAUACGUUAUUGCAAAUAAAAUGCAUGGACCCAUGGCAUACCCUUUCAUUGGAAAUGCAGGCCUUUUUAUAUGCAGAGAUGAAGAAAUUCUAUCUAAAAUUUACAAUGUUAUCGAAAAGUUUGAAUCGCCCAUGAGAUUUUGGGUGGGACCUGAACUUGCUCUAAUCACCACCAAACUAAAUCAUAUACAGAGGAUUUUAUCGUCACCAAAAUUCUACCAUAAACAUGAUCUGUACAGAUUCGUUAAAUCCUAUCUAGGAAAUGGCUUAGUUUCUGGAUCAGGGCCGACUUACAAAAAACACAGAAGAAUAAUACAGCCCCUGUUUAACUUGAAAUAUUGCACUAAUCAAAUCGAAAUCAUGCAAAAAUAUACAGACGUUUGCAUGAAAAACCUGGAAAGUUAUGUUGAUAAGGGCACUUUUGAUAUUCAUCUAAUCAGUCACAAAUGCUUUGUGGACAUCAUUGGUGAAACUAUUUUGGGAACAAAAAUGAAUAUUCAGAAAAAUGGUUACACAAAAUUUUGUAAAUCAGCGAUAGAUAUGUACGCCAAUGGUUUCACUAGAUUAACUCGUCCUUGGCUACAUCCAGAUUUUAUCUACAAAUUUACAAACAAUUACAAAAGAGAGAAGGAAAUUAUAAAGGAUAUAAAGGAUUUUUUAAACACGGUCAUCGCAUCAUCAUGGCAGAGGCGAUCCUUGAACAACGCAAAUAUAUCAGAUGUCAGUCCUAUAAUAGAUCAAAUAGGGGAGUAUAUAAACCAAAAUCCCAACUCAAUUAGCAAUACCGACUUUAUCAGCCACAUGAUAACACUGUUCGCAGCUGCUGAAGAUACUAUGACCAUAAUAACAUCUUUUGUUUGUCUAUGUUUGGGAAUGUAUCCAGAAUAUCAGAAUAAAGCAGUUGAAGAAGUUAGACAAAUUUUUGGAACAACACCUAGAACAGUGACGUACGAAGACAUACAAAAACUGGAAUAUUUGGAUAUGUGUAUUAAGGAUGUGGAAAGGCUGUGCCCUAUAGCUCCCUACAUUUUAAGGCAGUGUCUUGAGGAUGAGGAAAUUAAUGAAUCUCUAAAAAUACCAAAAGGAGCUUGUGUUGUGGUUCCCAUUUUUAAUAUCCAUCGGAAUCCAGAAUUGUGGAAGAAUCCUUUACAUUUUUAUCCCGACCAUUUUUUACCGGAAGCUGUCUCAAAAAGGCAUGUUUACGGUUUUGUUCCCUUCAGUGCAGGCCCUAGAGGUUGCAUAGGAAAAAUAUUCGCCAACGUAUGUUUAAAAACGUUUCUUGCAAACUUCUUGCAAAGGUUUGAAGUUGAGGCAGAUGGAAAAUUUCCGGAUGUCAAAUUAAAAAUGGACAUAUCCACAAGACCAAUUGAUGGAUAUAAAAUUAGACUUAAAAAACGAGUUUGGAAGUAA